GCUCAAUCAUCUCAAGAGGCUCCAUUUGCAUUACAAGACCCCCCCCCCCUGCCGGGACUGUCAUCUCACAUGCCAACUUCACGGUCCCCUCAACUAUUAUGUACCUUAUGCUACCUUAUGCUCCCAAGAGAUGGGCUAAACCUGCCGAGUACCACGCAAAAUCGAGGGACGCAUCAAAAACCCUACAUUUACUCUAGAUUCCACAACUUCGAGCUCUUCUCACACCUCAAAGCCCGAGUCGGCCCGCACUCCCCGCUGCCCGUUCACGUUGCGCCAUCCUGUAUUUACAUUCCCAUGUAUGGAGCACCUCAUCCUCUCCAAGCUUUCUUCCUAGCUAUUGUUCCUCAGUCUCCCCAGUGAGAAGAGCGAGAUCUCCUCUAUAGUAGCACUAGCGUGCUCACCUACUUGCAUAGAACCCAUUCCGAAGCGUAAAAAGAUGUACAGAUGGCAUCAAACCGGGAUUUCUUUCCCUGAACCACCGGCCAAGCCCCGCGGCGCCCAUAGUGGGGCCGUGACACAAACGCUUCCAGGCCCCCUGCAUCGCCGGCGGCCCCCAAAAAUCCCGACCAAUGAUGAAUUUCUCCGUCUCGUCUGAUGCCUUUUCCCUUCACUCUUACCUUGGCGAUGCCAGGUCGGGUUCUUGGGGUUUCAAC
This is a messenger RNA of Colletotrichum godetiae, 653 nucleotides long. RefSeq lists its product as uncharacterized. NCBI's taxonomy places the organism in Eukaryota, Fungi, Ascomycota, Sordariomycetes, Glomerellales, Glomerellaceae. Bases 70 to 360 code for a protein of 96 amino acids. The transcript has a single exon. The record is from RefSeq and is a predicted model, not a curated record.